AUGUCUCUGCACACUGAUGUUUCUGCUAGUGCUGAGCCACAAAGGUUAGGUCCCAUGAGUUAUACUAUUAGAAGAAAAUUGUUAAACCUUGUAAACUUACACGAUUCAACUGUAGAUCUAAGGAUAAUUUUCACGUCCACAAACACCAUUGGCCACUACUUCAAAGUAAAGGAUAAGCUUCCCAACCUGUUAUGUUCAUCUGUCGUCUAUAAAUUCACGUGCAGCAGCUGCAAUGCUGCUUACAUUGGAAAGACUUCUAGGAAUCUUUUCAUUCGUGCAGAUGAACAUAAAGGUGUUUCAUACAGAACGGGAAGACCACUAGGGAAACCCAUGGAUUCCCCAGUGCGUGAACAUUGUCAACAAUAUAACCAUAGCUUGUCAAGACAUGAUUUCAAAAUAAUAGACUCAUUAUCCUUUGCUUCUGACCUCUCCAUAUUAGAAAGUUUGAGGAUAUGGAAGGGACGACCGAAGCUUAAUGAAUAUUUAGCCUCCACUGACAUUGAAUUACUCCGCUCAUAA
Penaeus indicus is the source of this 519-nucleotide messenger RNA. RefSeq lists its product as uncharacterized. The transcript has 2 exons. Lineage: Eukaryota; Metazoa; Arthropoda; Malacostraca; Decapoda; Penaeidae. The record is from RefSeq and is a predicted model, not a curated record. The coding region runs from base 1 to 519 and encodes 172 amino acids.